Messenger RNA from Serpula lacrymans var. lacrymans S7.9, 1122 nucleotides. RefSeq lists its product as uncharacterized. The transcript has 4 exons. The record is from RefSeq and is a predicted model, not a curated record. Lineage: Eukaryota; Fungi; Basidiomycota; Agaricomycetes; Boletales; Serpulaceae. Bases 1 to 1122 code for a protein of 373 amino acids. Gene Ontology annotation, molecular function: oxidoreductase activity; FMN binding.
AUGUCGUCUCCGAAACUCUUUCAUCCCAUUCAAAUCGGGGAUGUCACUUUGAAGCACCGCGUUGUGAUGGCUCCUCUUACUCGUUUCAGAGCCCAGGCCAGCCACGUCCCAGGCCCUCUUGCUGCAACUUAUUAUGCCCAGCGGGCCAGUAGUUUACCAGGGACACUUUUAAUCUCGGAAGCCACCUUCAUAUCGCAGAAUGCAGGAGGUUAUGACCAUGUUCCUGGUGUGUACACUGACGAUCAAAUCGCUGGGUGGAAGAAGAUCACAGAUGCUGUGCAUUCCAAAGGGUCUUUCAUCUUCCUUCAGCUAUGGGCACUGGGCCGUGCUGCCGAUGCUUCAGUACUAUUGGAGAAAGAGAAUAACUCUCCCUUUGUCUCUGCCUCGGAUGUCCCUAUAUCUGGUCAUCCUUCGAAGCCACGGUCACUAACCAUUCCAGAGAUCAAGGAGUAUGUACAGGCCUAUGCUACAGCAGCUUCAAAUGCUGUACAUAAGGCAGGCUUUGAUGGAGUCGAGAUUCAUGGUGCUAAUGGGUACUUAAUCGAUCAAUUUCUACAAGACGUUAGCAACAAGCGUACGGAUGAGUACGGUGGGAGCAUCGAAAAUAGGUCUCGAUUUGCUCUAGAAGUCGUCGACGCUGUGGUCAAUGCAGUGGGCCCUCAGAAGACUGCCAUUCGUUUGAGCCCAUGGAGCCCUUUCCAAGACAUGUGCAUGGAGGACCCCGUACCGACGUUUUCCUAUGUAGUAAACCAAUUCCUCAAACAUCCUCUCGCUUAUAUCCAUGUCGUCGAACCGCGUAUCCAAGGGGGCUCUGAUUUUAAUGACUUUGUUCCCCCUUCCCAUAACAACGACUUCCUUCGCAAAAUAUGGGUAGAUAGACCAUUCAUAAGUGCAGGAGGGUAUACAAGAGAGAGUGCUCUGGAAGUAGCUGAGAACACAGGUAACCUGAUAGCGUUUGGAAGAAAAUUCAUCCCAAACCCCGACCUACCCUUACGACUGUUCAAAAAUAUACCUCUGAGUCCUGGUGACAGAGCCGCCUAUUAUCAACCAGGCAACUUCACUCCUAUCGGAUAUACAGAUUGGCCCUUCGCCGAGGAAGCUGAGAAGGAGUGUAAAUUAUGA